Messenger RNA from Malania oleifera, 603 nucleotides. RefSeq lists its product as uncharacterized. Lineage: Eukaryota; Viridiplantae; Streptophyta; Magnoliopsida; Santalales; Ximeniaceae. Gene Ontology annotation, molecular function: RNA-DNA hybrid ribonuclease activity; nucleic acid binding. Bases 1 to 603 code for a protein of 200 amino acids. The transcript has a single exon. The record is from RefSeq and is a predicted model, not a curated record.
AUGGCUCGUUGGCAAAUGCUGUUGACUGAAUACGAUAUUACACAUGUAACGAGAAAAGCCAUCAAAGGGAGCGUUAUAGUAGAAUAUUUGGCUGAUAGGGCUGUUAAUGAUUACCAACCCAUGGAGUUUGACUUCCCGGAUCAAGAUAUUGAUUUAAUUGAUCAAGAAGAGGAAGAUAAUGUUGGGUGGAUGAUGCUAUUUAACGGGGCAACCAACGUAUGGGGGCAUGGAAUAGGGGCUGUACUCAUAUCACCAGAGGGUAAAUAUUACCCAGUCACAGCCAAACUCACCUUUCCGUGUACCAAUAAUAUAGCUGAGUAUGAAGCGUGCGUAUUGGGCUUACAAGCAGCUAUUGACCGAGGCAUUAAAAAAUUGAUCGUAAAAGGAGAUUCCGAUUUGGUAAUUUAUCAGUUGACUGGAAAGAGGGAAACCCGGGAUUCCAAGUUAAUACCCUAUCAGGAGUACAUUCAGGAAAUGAUGCAAGAAUUCGAUACUAUCAGUUUUUCGCAUUUACUGAGAGAGAGUAAUUUAAUCCCUGAUGCGCUAGCAACAUUGGCAGCUUUAUUUAAGGUUGAGUCCGGAAUAGAGAUUGAACCCAUUUGA